Messenger RNA from Saprolegnia diclina VS20, 2190 nucleotides. RefSeq lists its product as hypothetical. The transcript is spliced from 14 exons. Gene Ontology annotation, cellular component: anaphase-promoting complex. Bases 8 to 2026 code for a protein of 672 amino acids. Lineage: Eukaryota; Oomycota; Saprolegniomycetes; Saprolegniales; Saprolegniaceae. The record is from RefSeq and is a predicted model, not a curated record. Gene Ontology annotation, molecular function: ubiquitin protein ligase binding. Gene Ontology annotation, biological process: ubiquitin-dependent protein catabolic process.
AUCCGGAAUGGCCUCGCUUGCAUCCCUCGCUGGCCUCGCGGCCUACCCGUUCCAGAGCCAGCGCAUGUUGGUCGAGUGCCAAACGCAGAUCUUCCGAGACCACUCGGCCGGCCAGUUCUGGGCGCUCGUCGCUGCGGGCGACGCCGACGCCGUCCCGCCGGCGCUGGCCUACGCGGUCCAGACGAUCCAGAACCUCGAAGAGGUCGCAGCGUUCCUCCAGGCGACGACGAUCCACGCGCGCCCGAUCAUCUCGCUCCUCAAAGCCCACCUUCGCGCGAUCCUCUUCCACGACGCCGAGCAAGCCACGGUCUUUAUGCGGGCGUUGGAAGCGCUGGGCACAGCGCUCAUUGCAUCACGCGACGCUGCGCAUGGCAUGACGAUGGCCCUCCUGCGCGACCAGCUGCAGUACCUCGAGUGGCUCCAGCUCACGCAGCCGUCGCUCCUGCACGUCUUCUUGCACCAAAUCGACACGCGCGUCGAAUCGACGUGUCGGGCCGAGUACGAAGUCCCGCUGCUCGAGACGAUGCUGAUAUGGGUCGAGACGACGCUCUUGCCGUACGCCGAGACGCUUCUCGUCGGUCGCAGCACGUCGCCGCGGGACGUACUGCGCCUCCAUACCUACACGGCCUUUGGCCGCCUUCGCAUAAACGAGCUCUUUAGCAUGGUCAGAGCCUUCCCAGAGAGUCUACCGGCGAUCGCCGACCUCACCAAUGCGAUCGCGAUCACGCAGCAGCAGCGCGACCUCCUUGCCGUAUUUCGCCGAGCCAUCACCAGCCGCUUGCUCCAGCCCGGUGUAGCCACGAGCGCCAUUAUCGUCCUGUACACGCGUAUGAUCAAGACGUUCCGCAUCUUGGAUCAGCGGGGUGUUCUUCUUGAAGGCGUGAGCGGCCUGAUUGACGAGUACCUUCAGAAGCGCAAGGAUACGAUUCGGUGCAUCGUCGCCAGCUUGACCGACGAUGAACAUGGCGAUCUCUUUGAGGAGCUGCGGCGCGACGGCUUGGUCGAUACGACCGCCGAGAGCGACGACGACGAAGAAGGGGAUCCUGAGACGUGGCAGCCCGACCCGAUCGAAGCCGACCCAAAGAAAACCGCGCGGUCCCGCGCCCACGACGACAUUCUCAGCAUUCUGGUCAAUAUUUACGGCUCGAAAGAACUGUUUGUGAACGAAUACCGUCUCAUGCUCGCAGACCGACUGCUCGUGAACCGCGACUACAACACAGACCGCGAUCUGCGCACGCUGGAGCUCCUCAAGUUGCGCUUUGGCGACGAGAGCUUGCAGCCGUGCGAUAUCAUGGUCAAGGACGUGGAAGAGAGCAAGCGCGUCCAGGCCAACGUAGCGUCGAUCGUGGACGCUACGAUCGUGUCGCAGCACUUUUGGCCGCCGUUCCAGGCAGAGGACGUUGUUCUCCACAAGCAACUGUCGGACGCGAUCGAGGCGUACAGAGCUAGCUACCACGUCCUCAAGAACCCUCGUACGCUCGAAUGGAUGCCAUCGCUUGGCUCGGUCGACUUGGAGCUAGAGCUCAACGGACAUCACGCCCCCUUCACGUGCUCGUCCAUCCAAGCUUCCAUUCUCCUGCAUUUUGAGACGCAAGAGUCAUGGACCAUGUCGGACCUGGCCGAUGCGAUGGAGUUGGACGAAGCGGCGCUGCGUCGACAUGCGCGCUUCUGGGUGCAUCACAGUGUGUUGACACUGGUCGGUGCUGUGCUGACGCUCCAGAGUACAACCUUUACGCCGCGUGCAACGUCGGCACCGGCCGUCGACGAGGACCCGAUCGAGUCGGCGGUCUCGUCCGACUUGCAGCUCGAGCAAGAGAUCGAGGUCCUGCAAUCGUACAUCAUUGGCAUGCUCUCCAACUUUGAGUCGUUGCCGCUCCCGCGUAUCCAUACGAUGCUCACAACAUUUGCCCGGAGUGGCCCGACGCCCUAUGACAAGACAACGGGCGAACUUGCAGCGAUUCUGCGGGCGCUCGUCGCCCGCGGCCGGCUCGAGUAUGUCGGAGGCCAGUACCAGCUGCACAAGUAAGUCUCGAGAUCGACGACGAUCUGUGCGUCGAAAGCUUGAUGCACAAUCAUCUGACGCCGCAGAUCGCGUCCGAGGGUUGCUCGUAGAGUGGGGCCUUUGUUUCCAGCGAAUAUGGGGGUAGAGUUGGCUGCCAGAUCGUAAAAUUGCACGACAAACUCAUGCAA